UCUCUACCUGUCGACAGGUCACAUGAGGAUACAGGUGGGGACAGACAGAUUUAUGUGCUUUAUCUAUUUAAUUAAUACUGCGAACGUUGCAUUCUUCAAACCACCUAUAGAAGAAGGAGGGAGCGCGCUGUAACGGUUAAGGAGUUGGACCUAUGACUGAGAGAGUUUGGGUUCAUUUCCCAGGUGGGGCUCUGCCUGUUUGCACUAUAGGAGCAGGACAAGGACUCUUCAGGGAAGCCCUGAACCACACUGACCCGAACAUCGAUGUGUUGACCCAAGGAGAGAGAGGGUGACUGGAAUACCUUUCAAAAUGGAGGCCCUGAAGAAAGAAGCGAGAAAACGCUUUCCAAGUGAGAGCACAGCCUCAGUGCCGCAGUUCACCAACUCCCCCACCAUGAUUGUGAUGGUGGGCCUGCCCGCCCGGGGGAAGACCUACAUCUCUAAGAAGCUCACUCGCUAUCUCAAUUGGAUCGGCGUGGUCACCAAAGUAUUCAACGUUGGGCAGUAUCGCAGGAAGGCCGUUCCCACCUAUGAGAACUUUGAGUUUUUCAGGCCGGACAACGAGGAUGCCAUGAAGAUACGCAAAGCCUGUGCCUUGGCGGCUUUGAGUGACAUCUCCGUUUUCUUCAGUCAGGAGAAAGGACAAGUGGCAGUGUUUGAUGCCACUAACACCACACGUGAGCGCAGGGAGAUGAUCCACACAUUUGCCAAGAAGAACAACUACAAGGUUUUCUUUGUGGAGUCGUUAUGUGACGAUCCGGAUAUCAUUGCAGAAAACAUCAAGGAAGUGAAGCUCAGCUGCCCGGACUACAAGGACCGUAGCAUGGAAGAAGCAGCGGAGGACUUCCAGAAGAGGAUCGAUUGCUACAAACGCGCCUACGUGUCCCUGGACGAGGAUUUUGACAGGAACUUGUCCUUCAUAAAGAUCUUUAACGUGGGCCGGCGGUACCUGGUGAACCGGGUCCUGGACCACAUCCAGAGCCGCAUCGUGUACUACCUCAUGAACAUACACGUCACGCCACGCUCCAUCUACCUCUGUCGCCACGGAGAGAGCGAGCUCAACCUGCAGGGCCGCAUCGGAGGAGACGCUGACCUUUCACCCCGGGGCAGACAGUUUGCCUGUGCGCUGAGAGACUUCAUCCAGAGCCAGGGCAUUCAGGACCUGAAGAUAUGGACCAGCCACAUGAAGCGCACCAUGCAGACCGCUCAGCCUCUUGGUAUACCCUAUGAGCCCUGGAAGGCCCUCAAUGAGAUUGAUGCAGGAGUGUGUGAGGAAAUGAUGUAUGAGGAGAUACAGCAGAACUACCCACAGGAAUUUGCCCUGCGAGACCAGGACAAAUACCGCUACCGCUACCCCAAAGGAGAGUCUUAUGAGGACCUGGUGCAGCGGCUGGAGCCAGUCAUCAUGGAGCUGGAGCGGCAGGAGAACGUGCUGGUCAUCUGUCACCAGGCCAUCAUGCGCUGUCUGCUGGCCUACUUCCUGGAUAAGAAUGGAGAACAGCUGCCCUACCUCAAGUGUCCUCUCCACACAGUGCUGAAGCUCACCCCUGUGGCCUACGGCUGCAAAGUGGAAUCAAUUUUCUUGAAUAUUGAAGCGGUGAACACACACAGAGACAAGCCUGUGAAUGUGGCCGUGACCAGACACACAGAAGACGCUUUACAGACUGUCCCAGACCACUUUUGAUUGGAGCAGGCAGAAGAGGUUGAGCAUCUACUAUUAUCAGAUUCCUGUUGGGGUUUCAGAUUUAUGUUGGAGUUGUUUUAUGCCAUCUCAUGUACAUGUACGCCAAUGGCCAUGCAUGUGGUUUUACUGAUCUUACCUUAUUAGCUGUGUGUGCAUGUGCAUGCAUGUGUGCCUGGAAAAGGUGCGUGUCAAGGAAUAUUUGGAAAGCCAGGAAAUGUGCUACAUCAACUCUAAAGAGAACCUCCCACAUUUGACUGUUGUCAAGCCCAUACCGGCUGGCGGUGUGACAUUCUGAAGAAUAUGAAACCUUAUGCAGCCUACAGGACAGCCUGAUUGGUUGAGAGACAAUAUUCCGAGGAUUCAUCCGGGCAAGAACACUUCCCCUCCCAUUCUAGAACCUUCUGACUGAACCUGAGACCACAGUACACAUUCACUGGACCCCAGAACCAGACUGCAUGGUCUGCGCUUUUAAUGUAGAUCCCUGGUGUAUAUGGUCUGUACUCCCAGUGUAGACAUGGUGUGUGUGGUCUGUGCCCCUAGUGUACAGACAUUGUAUAUGUUUGUGUAUGUUUGUGUGGUCUGUGCUCCUAGCAUAGUGUGAGUGCUCUACUUGUGCAACAAAGUUCUGAAGCUGUAAGUUGUAUUAAAUGGACUUCCAUUUAAGAAAAUAAAUCUGUAGAUCUCAUCUUGAAUACAACGUUUUACAAGAUACAUUUAACACAUUUUGAAAUAUUACUACUAACACUGAAUUUUGGUGAAAAACUUGACUACAUGGCUACAGCUCUGAACAGGAUACAAACAAGAGCAAAUAACCACAGGGUCUGAAAACCGAAAGAGAAAGUGCACCUAAUCAGGUCUAUGAGUGGGUAAAUGUGAGCGAGAGGGCCAGGAUGCAGUUUGAAGAUGCAGAUCAGUUUUUUUUGCUCUCAACAGCACCCAAUCCCCCUGGACUGAGUUAAACAAAAUAUAAUCUUGUUAUUCUAUAAUUUAUUUUAUUUUUGAAUUGGCAAAUUAGAGGGGAAAAAAAGGAA
This is a messenger RNA of Conger conger (European conger), 2715 nucleotides long. Its product is annotated as 6-phosphofructo-2-kinase/fructose-2,6-bisphosphatase 1-like. Gene Ontology annotation, biological process: fructose 2,6-bisphosphate metabolic process; fructose metabolic process. Gene Ontology annotation, cellular component: 6-phosphofructo-2-kinase/fructose-2,6-biphosphatase complex; cytosol. The transcript is spliced from 15 exons. The record is from RefSeq and is a predicted model, not a curated record. The coding region runs from base 311 to 1684 and encodes 457 amino acids. Gene Ontology annotation, molecular function: ATP binding; 6-phosphofructo-2-kinase activity; fructose-2,6-bisphosphate 2-phosphatase activity. Lineage: Eukaryota; Metazoa; Chordata; Actinopteri; Anguilliformes; Congridae.